Messenger RNA from Penaeus monodon (black tiger shrimp), 6532 nucleotides. RefSeq names its product nucleoprotein TPR-like. Lineage: Eukaryota; Metazoa; Arthropoda; Malacostraca; Decapoda; Penaeidae. The record is from RefSeq and is a predicted model, not a curated record.
UCGCGGUCUCGUCUCAGUCUUCUCCGCGGUGUCGGCUGGAUCACACGCACGCUCGCCUUUCUGUUCCUCUUCUCCAGACGCUCCCGAGGGUUGUUGGGACGUCACGCGAUGUCUCUUACGUCAUCGGCCUUUUGAUUCGAGAAGCAGUAACGGAGGAGAAGAGAAGAGCGUUGACAAGCACAGGCGGGGAUGAGUUCGGUGGCGGCGCCCUUCGGGGCCUCCACCGCCCUGACCGAUCUCGACAGCAUCACCGAUGAAGAACGUCUCAGAGUCAUGUGGCAACAGGCCGAAGACUUCGGUGACCGUCGGCGGAUCAGGGCGAGGAUGUACAAGCUCCGGGAGCAGCGGCUGCGCGAGAUGGUGCAGAACGACGAGGAGAGCCUGGGCACGCUGUCCACGGCCGACGACGGCACCGUGACGGAACGCACCGAGACCACCAUCACCGUCGGCAGUGACGGAGAAGGGAUGACCACGACGACUACGCGACGCUCCUCCAACAUCGAGGUGAAGAUGCAUGUGGAUGGAGACUCGGCAGUAACAGAUUCCAUUUCAACACAGAAUGUUCGUCUCGGUGGACUCACGAUGCGCGGAAUGGACUCCAUGACCCUUGAGGGACACUCGGCAGAGGACAUGAUCAAGGAACGCAUGCGCAAAGGAAGCCAGGACCGAUCGACGAGGUACCAAAGGAUCCUUGGAGAGCUGUCGGACGAUGCCAACAAUGAAGGCGAUGCUGUCGUCUCCAUUACCAAGUCCACAUAUUCCAUUCAGUCCAAUGCCCUGGCUGGCGAAGGAUACCUUUCCAUGAAGAACAAGGAAGUGAGAGACUCCGUUUCCCCGACACGCAUCAUGAGAGAACGCAGGUCCUCUGCUGAGGAGGAUGUGUCGGCCAAUGAAGGACGCUUGACCUCCGAUGAUGAAGGAGUACUGAGGACUGAGAGUGAGAGCAGGACCUUGAGGACAACAGAGACAAAGACGACUUCUUCAUCCCGCAAGUCGUCACGAGAUGAACGGUCCUCCAGCAAGACUUCAAGAACAAGCAAAUCAGAGAUCCCCGUUCGUAGCUCGACUGCUCGGAAAAUCUCCGACAGGAAACCAUCGAAGGAACUUGACAUCAAUGCGGCUCGUCGUAAUGCUGGAGAUAAGGCCUCACCUUCAUCUCCUACGAAGCGAACUCCGGGCGACAGUUCAUCCAGAAUUCAAAUGACAAGAAAGACAGGAGCUCAGAAGGAGGCCCCAGUCACCACAACCAAAACUACAGUAAAGACAACAAAGUCUGGCAUCCCGUCCAGGAAGUCAAAACUAGCAGAGGUUGAAGCAAAGAUGGAAACCUCCAUCAUGUCUGAGUUAGACAAAUUAGACACAUAUCUCAGUGCAAGUGUUGAUGAUGAUGAUGAAAUUAUCAUGGAGGAAGAAGAGGAAUGUCUUGACGAGUCUGGCAAUGUUGUGAAGAUGUUGGUUCAGACAAGAAGGAAGAAGGACGGGACUGAAUGCACUGCAAGGCGUGUGGCAAGAUCAACCAAAGUUGUUAAUAGUGAAAGUGAGAUUGAUGAGAUUCUCAUUGGAAACCCAGACCAUGAAGUGGUUGAAAGAGAUGUCACUGAGGAAGAGGACAAAGAUGGCAACAAAAUCAAAAUUAUUACUGAGACAAGGCGCAGACCUGACGGAAUUGUAUAUACUACUAAGAAUGUGCUGAAGACAUCAAAGAUCUUUGACUAUGACCAUCCAGAGGACGUCGCCUAUAAUGAGGACGACGAAUUGAUUUCUACUGACAAAACUGAAGAAACAGAUGAAAAUGGCAUCACCAUUCAGACUGUUACUGAAACAAGGCGAAAGCCCAGUGGAGUUGAGUACACCACUAAGAAGGUAUAUAAAACUUCUAAGGUAAAGAGCACACAGAUAACACCUUCUGAUGAUGAUGAAGUGAUUGAUACACAGGAGACAGAGGAAAAGAGUGAAGAUGGCUCAAUCAUUCGCACUGUUAUUGAGACUAGACGCACCAAGGGAGGAGAAGAAUAUACCCACAGGCAAGUGUUCAGGUCCCGCAGGAUGACUCUGUCAGGUGUGGACCUUCAGAAGGGUCUCCCAACAAUCCAAAAUGAUGAUGAGGUCUUGAGUAAGGAGGAGAAGGAGGAGACAGAUGACAGUGGCAUGAAGAUUAGGGUUGUCACAGAAACUCGAAAGAGGAAAGAUGGAUCAACAUAUUCGUUUGAAUAUGUACUGCGUAGCUUCCAGGGUACAGAAGAGGAUGUAAAGAGAAUGCCAGUGGGAAGCGCUUGUUCUUCUAAUAUCGCUGUUAGUGCUGAGGAUGAGCUGAUAAAUGAGGAAGUAAAGGAAGAGAUUCAGUCUGAUGGAUCAACAGUCAAAACCAUCAUUGAGCGACGCCGCACAAAGGACGGCACCGAAUAUCUUCGUCACCGAAUCAUGAGGAUUCCCAAAAUGCCUGAACCAGUUCUGCAAGUGGCCAACUUGGAAGAUGAAGUCUUGCAAGAAGAGGUCAAUGAGGAAACAUUGAGUGAUGGCACUCACUACAAGGCAGUGACCGAGCGUCGCCGAAGCAGUGUGUCUGGUACUCAGUACACACUUCGAAGGAUGUCAAAGGUGUAUCAGCAGGCAAGCAUCCACCCUAAGACUUCUGAAGAUGAGAUCCUCGAUGAGAAUGUAACUGAAGAAGAAACAGACGAAGGUACUAUUAUCAAGACAGUGAUACAAAGGUAUCAAAGACCAGAUGGCUCUGUUUACACAACACACAACAUUCAAAAGAUGUUUAGCUCUCCAGCACCUGUCACAUUUGUCGGAACUGAAGAGGAUGAGCUGAUUGACCAGACAGUAGAUGAGGAGGAAACAGAGGAUGGUUACAUCAUCAAGACUGUGACCGAAACCCGAGAGAGGUCAGAUGGCGUGAGGUACACAGUAGAACGAACAGAGAAGACAUCUAAGCAUGGAUCUCAAGUUCACAUUUCAUUCUCUGAAAAUCGCCAUCAGAGGCCCGAGGAAGUCGUCCAAGUCAGCAGUCCAGAUGACACCCUUGUGAGUUCUGAGGAAGAGCAGCACGAGGAGGAAGAUGGCACUAUUAUUAAGACCAUCACAGAAAUUAGGCGUCGUGUUGAUGGCACCGAGUACACCUCUAAGACCAUCAUAAGGUCCACACCUGUCCUUGUGCCAGAACGUGAAACCAGCUAUGUAGUUAUCAGGCCUGAGGAUGGUGAUGAUGAGUCGGAAUUGUUCCCAUCACUUGAUGACGAGGUUGUUUACACUAGAAAGAAGCAAGAAACUGAUGAAUACGGCAAUGCCAUUACUGUUAUCAUUGAAACCCGCCAGAGCAAAACGACUGGUGAGAAGUAUAACAUUACAAAGAGGGUUCACACAAAGGAUGUCAUCAUGACUGAUGAAGGCGAAAGGGAAAUUCCUAAGCCAGUUAAGAAAUCAACUUUGGAAGCAAGAAUUUCGCCAGAUAGGAAAAGACCUUCAGGUGAUGCACCUGACGAAGAACCAGACAAUGUUCCUUAUGGAUCGGUUUCUGCUCUGAAGAACAGGUUUACUCCUGGCAAGAAAUCAGAACCAACAACAAAGUCUAGCAAGCCUGAUCGGGUAAAUACAUCAAGCAAAAAGAAAUUCUUUGAAGAAGCAGCUAAGACUGCAAGUGCUGAGAUCACAAGUCUGAAGUCCUCCUUGAAGAAAACAGAAACCCAGGAUAAGCCAAAGGACACUGAUGUAGAUGCGAAACGUGACCUGCUACCUUCCUUCACAGAUGACAAAGCAUCAGUGGAGGUGAAAUUGCGAGUUGAAAGGGAUGAAGCAACUGUUGAAAAGGUUACCAUGCAGAAUGUUACCAGUGAAGUAACAGAGGAAACUGAUGUCACAGAUGCACGAGAGACAGACAUUAAAGACUUGGAUACUGAAAUUGCCAGGUUGGAAGAGGAAGAAAAUGAAAGGUAUGGACACGAUGACGAGCCUGAGCCUGAAACAGAUGAACCUGAUGAAGAUGAUUUAGGGGAUGACAAGGAACCAGAUGAGGAGAUGUCCUCACCCACAGAAGAUGAUCCUCAGGAGCCUUCCAGGAGGAGACCAGACACAACAAAGAAGGCACCUGUCACUUCAAGGACUACCAGGAGGAAGCCAGAAGAUGAACCAAAGAAGAGGCGUGAAGUAAGCCCAAGGAAGAAGCCAGAGGCUGAUGAGCCUUCACGGCGAGUCCCUCUUGGAUCCAGAAAAGCUCCAGCCAAGGAUGACUCUCCUACACGCCGGGUACCAUCACAGAGAGAUCCUGUUGCUCCCAAGGACACUAACAAACGUGCUCCAAAGACAACUACAUCCCCACAGCGUGUCCCCAGCUCCCCAGCUCGUGGACGAUCACCCAUUAGGUCUGGCGUGUCAACUCCACGUGAGGUGACACCAACAGGCAGACAGUGCUGCAAACGGCAUAGGGAAGCAAAUGAUUCAGAGCCUGAGAGUCCAACCAGGACCCAAAAGCCAGAGCAAACCAGUCCUACUCGCUCAAAGAAGCCUGAGCCCAGCAGCCCGACCAGAAAGUCAGCUCGGUCACCACCUCUCAAGAAACCCCUCUCCCCUGAGAGUAAGCCGAAGAUGAAUGGUGAUGUUCGUCGUCCAGAGCCUAGAACAAAUGGAGAUAUUGGAAGGAAACCAGACGACAAGACUCCAAGGUCAAGGAGACCAGGUGAAAAACCCAGUGAACCCGAUAGAACAACUGCACGACCAACAAGGCCAUCCCAGUCUCCCAGGAAGUCACCAACAACAAGGUCACCUGAUAAACGUGAGCCAACCAGGUCUGUUCCUUCAAGAACGACUGAUAAGAAAACUCCUGCCACCAGGCUAUCUGACAGGACACCCAAGGGUCGAUCUACAGAGCCAGACUCUAAAACUAAACCAAAAUCUGGUGCCAAAGAACCAGUCGUUACCCUUCCUGAAACUCCCAUGACAGAAGAUAUGAGGCCUCUUCCAUCUGACGAGGAGUACAGUCCCAGGAUAGAGGAUGUAUCUGGUGAGCCAGAUCUGCCUUACCACACUGUCCACAGGCCCUCCAUUGUCCGUGAGCCGUCAGAGUACCCCUCUGAUGGUCAGGAGGCUUCUGACUCCUCGCCAGAGGACAAACCAGAGGAGCCUUCUGAAGAGGAAGAGCCUCAAGAUAAGAGACUCACAGACAGGAAAAAGCCUGUUGAUGAUGAGCCAAAGGAUGACACUAUCAAGCCUAGAAAAACAAGGCCUUUAGAGAGUAGGCCAAGUGACAAGAAUAUCACAAAGGAGCCUGAAACCUCCAGAAAGAAGGCACCAGAUACCAAGCAGUCUCCUAGAGAUAAGCCAUGGUUGGCAGAUAGGAAGAGUAUAUUUGAAAAGAAGCCAAGUGAUACUAAACUUACUCCAUCUAAACCUGAUGAAGAUAAGAAAACACCAGAUAGAAGGAGACCAUUUGAAAGAAAACCGAGUGAUGAGAAGAUGAAGAAACCCAAAGAAUCUGAAAAGCCAAGAGAUGAACCAUCAGCAGAAGAUACAUCUCCAAGUGAAGAUGAGAACAGAGAGAAUGGAAUGCCUGAGGAAGCUCCAAAAUAUGUCACUCCUAAAGAAAAAUCUCCAGAGCCUGAACGACUGCGAAAGAGACCAGAAGAAGUCACCUCCAGAAUCACUGAGGACGUUGAAAAAUCGGUGUCCUCUCAGAUUAUUUCAGAAAAGAAGAUCACAACAACAGAUGUCGCAGCAAGGAGAUCUGCCUUUGAUCGUAAGACUCCUGUUGACAAGAAAAAGGAUACUCCUACAAGGAAGCCAUCCUAUGAAAUUAAGGAAUCUGUCUUUGCAAAGAGGUCACUCUUUGAACAACCUAAGCAGGAUCCAGUCCCAUCACCCAUUAAGCGUCCUACACUGAAGUCCACCAUUAAGAAGGAUGAUAAACCCAAGGAGCCAGAAGUUCGCAAGCCUUUGAAGGAAACAAAGGAGCCAGAGGAUCGUAAGCCUGUCAAGGAGCCAGAGGAUCGUAAACCUGUCAAGGAGCCGAAGAUUGUCCCUAAGUAUUUCCAUCCACUGGGUGAUGAUGAGGAAGAACCAGUCGAAAAAACUGUCAAGGAAGAAGUGAAUGAGGACAUUAAGAUCACAUCCAGUAAGCUGGUGAUGAGUGCUAUGGCAUCUACCAAUCAGACCACCACCAAGGAGGUGAGAAAAACAACCAGAAGAUCUGAAGAACCCUCGGAUGAUAAUGACGACAGACCCGAAGAUGAGCGCCCGUACAGAAGAGAACCCUUUCAGCAGGGAAGGCUCUCCGGCUAUGCACAGCAAGGAGGCUUCCCCUGCCCCACGUAGCAAGGAGGGCUCGCCCGCUCCCUUCAGCAAGGAAGGAUCUCCAACUCGCUUCGUCACAGGGAAGCCAGUGGACAGCGGUAUUAAUCCAAACAAGAUUCGCCGCAUUGAGCGAGCCGGUAGUAACAAGAAGUUCUUUGAGGACUUGGAGGUCUCACGAGAGAACCUACCAGAGUAUCUCAAGACCAUUGAAACAAUAUAUGAUAUUACAAUUCUUGAAAGCAUGGUA